This is a messenger RNA of Aspergillus mulundensis, 1131 nucleotides long. RefSeq names its product metal homeostatis BSD2 family protein. The record is from RefSeq and is a predicted model, not a curated record. Gene Ontology annotation, cellular component: Golgi apparatus; perinuclear region of cytoplasm; endoplasmic reticulum. The transcript is spliced from 3 exons. The coding region runs from base 1 to 1131 and encodes 376 amino acids. Gene Ontology annotation, biological process: positive regulation of protein ubiquitination; metal ion transport; vacuolar transport. NCBI's taxonomy places the organism in Eukaryota, Fungi, Ascomycota, Eurotiomycetes, Eurotiales, Aspergillaceae.
AUGAGCUCGCAGCGUUAUGAACGGGUAAACGCCCACGACGACGAUGAUGCCCCUCCGUCGAUCGCCCUGCAGCCUACUCCUUCGUCUCCGCCUCCUUCAUUCCGCUCACGUUCCGUCUCGCCCUCCUCAAGACGUCUCCUACACGAUGACCCUUUACACCGAAACAGCACAGAACAAACACUAGCCGAUGCGUUCGAUGACAGCGACUCGGAGGCCGGCGAUGAGCCAGAUGACCGGCAGCGGCUAAUGAGGGCGCAGCCGGAUUCAUGGACGACAGCAGAAACUAGCAACAACACAUCGGCACCAGCUGAAGGGGUGGGGGCGGCGUCGUCGUCUGGCGGAGGUAGUGAAACACAACCCGGGGGCGGUUCAAAUGCGAAUGCCGCGCCGCCUAGAGGAAUCCAGCGAAGUUCGACGUUAUUGCCUUUCCUUGGCGGCACGUCCAGUUCGGGUUCGAAUCGGCAUAUCCCUUCAUCGAAUGACGGAGUUUUUGCAAACUUGGCGGCCAAGCCGGAACGGGGAGAGAAGAGUGAGGAUCUGCCUCCGUCAUAUGAAGAGGCUGCUGCCGAUGCGACCCCGCCAUACUGGGAGACCACUAUUGUGGCGCCCGGCAUUUCGUCGGAUGAAGUUUACGUAGAUGGGCUGCCGGUCGGCUCGAUCUUCUCCUUCAUUUGGAAUGCCAUGAUCUCCAUGUCGUUCCAACUAGUUGGGUUCCUCCUCACAUACCUCCUUCACACGACGCACGCCGCAAAGAACGGAAGCCGGGCUGGUCUUGGCCUCACGUUAGUGCAAUACGGGUUCUAUAUGAAGGGUGGUAGCGAGUCAAGCUCAGGGGGUGGAGGUUCAGACGAGCAUAUCACGCCACCAGACCCUAAUAGCCAUAGUUUCGACCCCAACCAGGUGGCCGAGAGUGGGAGCUCGGGCGGCGAUGGAGGAGGUGGUGCGGCUGCAAUCACCACAAGCGAGUGGAUUUCUUAUGUUUUGAUGAUUGUUGGAUGGUUUGUCCUAAUUCGGGCCAUCAGCGACUUCCUCCGGGCUCGACGCCAUGAGCAAUUGGUCUUGCAGAGCCCUGAGCGUGGGCUCCCUGUUCCAGUUAUUGCUGAGAACGAGAGGUCCGAGACGGUCGUUUAG